Molecule: messenger RNA, 2452 nt
Organism: Entelurus aequoreus (snake pipefish)
Lineage: Eukaryota; Metazoa; Chordata; Actinopteri; Syngnathiformes; Syngnathidae
Product: zinc finger protein ZFP2-like
Exons: 1
Coding region: 302-1453 (383 amino acids)
Biological process (GO): negative regulation of transcription by RNA polymerase II; regulation of immune system process; regulation of cytokine production
Source: RefSeq, a predicted model, not a curated record
CGGUAAUCCAGAAGAAGUUUCCCCUCAGUUAGGGGGGAGCUCCACUUUGAAGCAGGAGACUCCACAACCACCCUGCAUUAAAAAGGAAGAGGAGGAACUCUGCAUCACUCAGGAGGGAGAGUGUCUUCUAGGACGAGAGGAAGCUGAUUACACCAAGUUUCCACUGAGUAUUCUCUCUGUGAAGACUGAAGAUGAUGAAGAGAAACCACAAGUAGACAACCUCUUAGCUCCACUAUCAGAUAGUGAGGCUGAAGACGAGAUUGAAGUAACUUUGAGCAGCGAUACAGACUGUGAAGGUGAUAUGAGGACUCACACUGACAACAAACACUCUGAAUGCUCUACAAAGAAGAGAGGUAAAACAUGUUUGAGCUGCUCGGUUUGUGCUAAAAGUUUUACUAAAAAGAGCAGUUUGACUCUACACAUGAGAACACACACAGGUGAAAAACCCUUUAAUUGUUCAGUUUGUGGCAACAGCUUUUCUGGAAAUGGCUCAUUGACUCAACACAUAAGAACACACACAGGUGAAAAAACAUUUAAGUGUUCAGUUUGUGGCAACAGCUUUUCUCAAAAUAAAAAGUUGACUCGACACAUGAGAACACACACAGGUGAAAAACCCUUUAAUUGUUCAGUUUGUGACAAAAGCUUUUUUAAUAAGAGCAUUUUGACUCAACACAUUAGAACACACACAGGUGAAAAACCCUUUAAUUGUUCAGUUUGUGGCAAAAGCUUUUCUCAAAAUAGCAAUUUGACUCAACACAUGAGAACACACACAGGUGAAAAAACAUGCAAGUGUUCAGUUUGUGGCAAAAGCUUUUUUAAUAAGAGCAUUUUGACUCAACACAUGAGAACACACACAGGUGAAAAACCAUUUAGUUGUUCAGUUUGUGGCAAAAGCUUUUCUAUUAAGAACAAUUUGACUCCACACAUGAGAACACACACAGGUGAAAAAACAUUUAAGUGUUCAGUUUGUAGCAAAAGCUUUUCUUUUAAGAGCAGUUUGACUAAACACAUGAGAACACACACAGGUGAAAAACCCUUUAAUUGUUCAGUUUGUGGCAACAGCUUUUCCCAAAAUAGCCAUUUGACUAAACACAUGACAACACACACUGGUGAAAAACCCUUUAAGUGUUCAGUUUGUGGCAAAAGCCUUUCUUUUAAGAGCAGUUUGACUAAACACAUGAGAACACACACAGGUGAAAAACCCUUUAAUUGUUCAGUUUGUGGCAACAGCUUUUCUCAAAAUAGCCAUUUGACUCGACACAUGAGAACACACACAGGAGAAAAAACAUUUACCUGUUCGGUUUGUGGCAAAAGCUUUCCUCAUAACAGCUCUUUGUGGCGACACAUGAGAACACACGCUGGAGAAAAACCAUUUAGUUGUUCAGUGUGCUGUAAAAGGUUCCCACAUAAAGCAGAUGCAGUAAAACACAUAAGAACACACAAGGGAAAAUAACCAAUUAGCUGUUUAGUUUGUGGUAUGUUGCUCAUAUGUGGUGACAUCCACCCUACCCAGGACCUCCUCACUGCUUCUUUCACAAAUAUCUGAGGUAUUCAUACAAACUUGGAUUAUUUGGAGCAUAAUCUUAUCCACUCAUGACCCCAUGUCUUCUCUGUAUCUGAAACAUUGCUGAACAGUAAGAUAGAUGAUGCUUCAAGUGCUUGGUUACUCCUUCUUCAGUCCAGGGACCUCAUGUGUCAAGUUUGUGCACGCUCAAAAACCUGCACUACACCCUUUUUCACUGCAAAGUUGAGAUGUAUCAAAACUGACGUUGACGCAUAAGUGAUGCUGGGUAACUGUUUGCAUAACCAAGUGCCAACUUUUACUCCUCAGACUGGUUGAUGUGCAAAUCAGAGACUAAUGAACAAUUAACCCCCAACACCCACAACCCAACCCCCACCUCCCUCGACAUUCGGGCAUAACAGGUUCAAUCCGGCCCGCGAGAUGAGUUUGCAAAGUGUAAAAUUCAGCUGUAUUUUAAUGAAAGAAACUGCUGUUCUAAAUGUGUCCACUGGAUGUCACAAUAGCAAUUCUGUUAGGCAAGCAAAUAGCAUAGCAAGUAUACCAAGCAAGAGGUAGACGGUAAAGCGGGGCUGUGACUCCUCCCCCUCCACCCAACGUAAAACAGGAGUAAAAUAAGCAAUCAGUAACCCCACUUAAAAUGCAGCAUGAGACACUGCACACUGAUAUAGUUCUGUGAAAAUGAUUGUCUUCUGUGCAAAUGUAAAGAAAGUGAACAGUGUGUGAUUUACUGCAAUACUGUCAGUCUUUUCACUUUUUAUUUGUGCUUUGUUGAAAUUGUUCACACAUUGCACAGCUUUUAUUUUUCUAUCAAUACACAUUAUGUCUAGAAGACAGGAAGUAACUCAACACUCUUGAAAAGUUUCUACCUCAGUGUGUAUGGUUUGUUGGGUGUUUUUGAAAAUGCACCAUUUUUUUCCCUCAGAAUUUUUA